UAUCUUCGUCUUCAUUUAUAAUACACACUGGUUCAAGCUUCCCCUCCCCAGGUGCUUUCCUUCACGCUUUGUUUCCUUCUUCCUUCCCACAGAACCCAUUCAUUCGGCUCUCAUUUAAUCCGCAGUGCUUUCUCUCUAGGCUUUGAAGCUUUCCGAUCCAAUUUUCUGGUUUUUUCUUUUAAUCAUACAACGCUUUCGGGCUUUUAACCAAGCGGAGGUACUAGUUUUAUUUGAAAAGGUCUGAGCUGUGCAAAUGUUGGGAAGUGGGUUACAGUUUGGAAAUGUACGUGGGGAAGACAGGUUUUACAUUCCUGUGAAAGCAAGAAAGAGAUACAAUAAUCAGCAAAAGCAAGCUAGGAAAGCCAAGAAUGAUGCAAACGAGAACCCCAAAGAGCUUCCAAAGAGCAAAGUAGUGGUUUCUGAGAAGAGAAGCCCCAAAGAGCCUCCAAAUACAUUGGCAAAGCCUUCUUCUGAGUCAUCUCUAAAGCCUAGUAGUAAUCUUGACAGGCUCUUGGAGUCCACCACUCCUUCAGUUCCUGCGCAGUAUUUCUCUAAGACGACGAUGAGGGGGUGGAGGACUUGCGAUGUUGAGUUUCAGCCUUACUUCACAUUGAAUGAUCUUUGGGAAUCGUUUAGGGAGUGGAGUGCAUAUGGGGCAGGAGUGCCAUUGGUACUUAACAAAAGUGAUUCUGUUAUUCAAUAUUAUGUUCCCUAUUUAUCUGGUAUCCAAUUAUAUGGGGAAUCUUCUGUGAAGUCAAAUGCAAAGUCAAGGCAAGUUGGUGAGGACAGUUAUGUUGACUACGAUUUGGAUUCAAGUAGUGAUGCAAGCAGUGAUUAUGAAGUUGAGAAACACAAAAAGACUGCUAAGGAGCAGCAAGCUCUUCACCGUUUAAACAUGAAUGUUCCUAUUAGAAUGGGCGGGUUGUCCAUACAUGAUGAACACCCUUUGUUACAAGAAGGCUUUUCUAGUGAUGAUGGAGAAGCUGGGAAUUCUCGUGGUGUCCUGCUUUUUGAGUUUCUUGAGCAGGAUGCUCCAUAUGGCCGAGGACCAUUGGCUGACAAGAUAUCAGAUCUAGCAUGCCAGUACCCUGGGUUGAAGACAUUAAGAAGUUGUGACUUACUGCCAGGAAGUUGGAUGUCAGUGGCUUGGUAUCCCAUAUAUCGAAUACCUAUGGGUCCAACACUGAAAGAUUUGGAAGCUUGCUUUCUGACGUAUCAUUCACUUUCAACACCCACGGCAGUUAGUGGAAGCACGCAGGCUCCAGUGAUGGUCUAUCCCACCGAGAUGGACGGUGUACCAAAGAUUUCCUUACCUGUUUUUGGAAUGGCUGCUUAUAAGUUAAAAAGAACAACGUGGACACAAAAUGGAGUAAUGGAGUGUCAACUGGCAAAUUCCCUGAUGCAGGCUGCAGCCAAUUGGCUAACCCUGCUUCGGGUCAAUCACCCGGAUUUCCAGUUCUUUGCUUCACACGGCAUGUACUGCAGGUGAAAUUGAAAGUUGUUUCAUUGAUGCAAUGCAACUACCUUAGCUUCCAUUCCACGAGUUACAAGCCUUGAAAUUGAAUGCUCGAUCGAUGGCCAUGUUGAGGUAUAUGGUACAUGGCAUAUAUGACUGGGAGGAUGCUGGAAUCCCCUUGAGAGGUCUUUUAGGUGUGAAUUUUGUGUUUAUGAAUGCAAGAAAGAGAAAAAAACAGAAGAGAAAGUUGGCAUUUACAAAAUUUAAAGAUAAAAGAAGAAAAAGAAAAAAGAAAGAGGAAGCAGUGAAAGAAAAACCCAAAGGUAUGGAAGGAAGGAAGAAGAAUAAGGUCAAAAAGACCAAUAGAGAUGAAAAUGGAAAUGGUGUAUUAGAUAUGUAUAUUUACGUUGAUCUGUUGGUUUUAGGAAUAUUAUGCAUAUUUUCACAAGUAGAGAUGUAAAGCAGAUGGAUAUUUAGAAUGUUGUGCUGCUUCAAAUUGGUCCAGCUUUCAUGGGA
Prunus dulcis (almond) is the source of this 1972-nucleotide messenger RNA. RefSeq lists its product as uncharacterized. Lineage: Eukaryota; Viridiplantae; Streptophyta; Magnoliopsida; Rosales; Rosaceae. Bases 254 to 1489 code for a protein of 411 amino acids. The record is from RefSeq and is a predicted model, not a curated record. The transcript has 7 exons.